AUGCUUAUUUAUAUUGGAAUUUGGUGCCAUCAUGCUGUUGAUCUCAGCCAUGGCGGCUUGUUGGAAAUCAACAUUGCGGAAAUAGGUAGUGAUUCUCUCCUCGCGUACAUCGCCAACAGGUCAUCAACCAUGCCAACAAGCAUUCUGUACUCAGCAGGGUGUCUACGCCACCUCCAGCUUUGUGGGAACUUACUAACCAACACAGGGCUGAACGCCAUUCGUGACGGUUGUCCUCACCUCGAACAUCUCGAUUUGCGCAAAUGUUCCAACCUUGACCCUGUAGGUAACCUAGAGAAGCGUUGUCUUGAGAAGAUCAGAGAUUUGAGACUCCCCAAGAAUUCAACUGCUGAUGGUUACCCAUUUGAUAUCGCAACAGUCAGUUUUGCUCUGUCAUGUUAA
Capsella rubella is the source of this 399-nucleotide messenger RNA. RefSeq names its product putative F-box protein At4g05475. The transcript has 3 exons. NCBI's taxonomy places the organism in Eukaryota, Viridiplantae, Streptophyta, Magnoliopsida, Brassicales, Brassicaceae. Bases 1 to 399 code for a protein of 132 amino acids. The record is from RefSeq and is a predicted model, not a curated record.